Molecule: messenger RNA, 1689 nt
Organism: Medioppia subpectinata
Lineage: Eukaryota; Metazoa; Arthropoda; Arachnida; Sarcoptiformes; Oppiidae
Source: the annotation of a GenBank genome assembly
UUCAUCACAUUCUUGGACGCGAUGCUGCAGUCGAUGAUAUUCUCGGCGCCCUUCCGGAAGCUAAUGGUGCCGGUGAUGAUCAAAUCGGUUCGCGUGGAUCCCAAAGUGAUGUUCGCCGCCAUCGCUCGCAACCGCUCUAAAGAGGAGAUGAAAGAGAAGGAGGCCGUCCAGGAGCAGGUCCGCGAGUGGCGGGACAUGAAUCUGGAUGAGGGCGAACAGGCCGGCUCUAUACUGGCCGAACUCGACCAGACCAACGAGAUAUUGGAUCAGCUGUACGAACGCUUCCACAUCUACAAGUCGGUGAUGCCCUUCUAUGUGGACUCAAACGCCAAACUACUGGUCACUCACGGCCUGGAAGUGGAGAAUGUGAUGGCGUUUCCCAUUCCCCGAAAAGUGGACAAUCAGGACCUCGGCCUCGACUCAUAUGAGUUUCUGCCCAACGAAGACCUGUGCGCUAUCGACCCGUGCGAUCGUCAAACGCUCAAUCAAUACUUGGAGUUAUGCAAAUCCAUGGCAUCUAUAAUCAAACGAAACGGUGCAGAAAAAAUUAAAUGCGAUUACAAUUACCGUAAUAUCGGCUCAGAUGUGAUCCAAGGCUACCGAAUGGCCAACAAUGAGAGUCACGUAAUGUUCAGAGCGUUGGACAAAAUAAUGCAGGCCGUGGCUCAGGAAGACCACAACAACAACAACACCCCCACCGCCAUAGCAGACAAUAACAUCGCUUAUAGAGUGUGGGCCGAUAUGCAGGACAGGCGAGAGUUUGAUCUCAACAAAGACCUCAUUCAUCAGAUCCAGCGAAACGAGCGACUCAUCCGAAGUCUCGUUGAUAUCGUCAAUGAGAAUCUGGUGCCGCAGAAGACGAUCAAAGUGUUGGAGAUAAACGCGAUGGGAGGCGCGCAGGUGUUGGCCCGGGAGGUGGAGAAGUAUGUGGCCGACUAUCACAUGUAUCCGAUUGAUGUCGAGUAUAAGCUGGCGGUGACCGCGAAGGAGGGCUGUCCGGAGUCGUUGGCCGACAGGACUGCGGUUUGGGACCCGAAAGAGUCGUCGUUUCCGUACGACGUGACGCCCGUCAACCUGAUUGUGAUUAGGGAUGCGCCCGAACUCUGGCCAUUAGAUUUGGAUCACUUUUGUCAAGAGUUGUCGGACGUGUUGGUCGCCGGCGCCGGCUUUCUAAUGGCCGUAUUUCGGCACAAGUAUACCGAACCCGAACUGGCGUUGAACUCAUUGAAUGGCAAACGCCUGCUCUCCGACACAGACCUCACCGCCCGUAUUGACGCGUUCGCCAAAAGCGCCGCCGACUGCGGUCUCGCACUCGUUGGCCGCAAGUGUGACACAAUCGCCACUACGGCUAUGUUGUGGCGCAAAGUGUUGCCCAACACCAGUGCCUCAGCGCCUAAGACAAUGGCCCUCAGCUCUCGCCGUAUCGGCGAUUGGUUUGAGCCGUUAAAAGAGGCGCUUUUGGCUGCCAAAGAGGUGGACGAGAAUGAGACGGACGCUAACGUUUGGCUUGUGGCCAACGAUGACUACACUAACGGCGCCAUCGGCUUCCGGAAGGGCGCCGAGAAUAUCAUCGACUGCAGCAUCGCGUCCAAGAAUGUGAUGAACAGUCCGUUCCACUCGCACUCACCCACCAGUUCGCUGAAGUUAUUGGUGCCGAUGCGGCGCAACCGGCGAAACAUCGGCCCGUAA